CUCCCCAAAACAAGCGCAAAGAUGCUCAUUCAAGCUCUCUAUAAAUAGGCUUGACUUCUGCCGCUCCUCCUUUACUAGAACUGGAAGACACCGCCGUUCCGCGAUUCCCCCAGAUCCUACCGGGAAGUCGGUCGCUUUAGAGGUGCGUUAUAUAACAGGUGCAUCCUGGAGUGAUCGUGAAGCGGAACUUGCGCGCAAUGGUGAUAUAAACCGACGCGCCAAACGCAACUCUAAAACCCAGCCAUGUUUCCUCUGCCGCUGUUCACACCUGAGCAGGUGGCUCGAGUCUGCGAGAACCUGGAGGAGACUGGAGAUAUGGAGCGCUUGGGGCGCUUCCUCUGGUCGCUGCCCGCCGCGGUGCCCGGUUCCGCCGGAGAGCUGCUCAACCGGCACGAGUCGGUGAUGCGGGCGCGCGCUCUCGUCGCCUUCCACGGCGGGAACUUCGAGGCUCUCUAUCAGAUCCUGCAGAGCCACCGCUUCACCCGGGAGUCCCACGCCAAGCUGCAGGACCUGUGGCUGGACGCGCAUUACCGCGAGGCGGAGCGCCUGCGGGGGAGGCCCCUGGGGCCCGUGGAGAAGUACCGCAUCCGGAAGAAGUUCCCCCUUCCUCGGACCAUCUGGGACGGAGAGCAGAAGACGCACUGCUUUAAGGAGCGCACCCGUAGUCUCCUGAGGGAGUGGUACCUGCAGGACCCCUAUCCAAACCCCUCCAGAAAGCGUCAUCUGGCUCAGGCCACGGGGCUCACACCCACUCAGGUGGGCAACUGGUUCAAAAACAGAAGACAGCGGGACAGAGCGGCGUCUGCUAAAAACAGGUUGCAGCAAGAUUCCUCCCUUCAUCCCUCGGGAAGCUCUCCUGAAUGUUCCUCGGAGCACAACACACACCUGCAGGGCUCCUCACCGCAUCGUCCCGGGAGCCCGGGGGAGAACAGCGACUGCAGCUCGGGCACGGGGCCGCGGGGGACCGGGGCCUCCACCCCAGACAUAUCCAUCAGCAGCGACAGCGACUUUGAGUCGUGAAGAACGCCUGCA
Carassius carassius (crucian carp) is the source of this 1032-nucleotide messenger RNA. RefSeq names its product homeobox protein SIX6-like. Bases 244 to 1020 code for a protein of 258 amino acids. NCBI's taxonomy places the organism in Eukaryota, Metazoa, Chordata, Actinopteri, Cypriniformes, Cyprinidae. The transcript has 3 exons. Gene Ontology annotation, biological process: regulation of transcription by RNA polymerase II; eye development. Gene Ontology annotation, cellular component: transcription regulator complex; nucleus. Gene Ontology annotation, molecular function: RNA polymerase II cis-regulatory region sequence-specific DNA binding; DNA-binding transcription factor activity, RNA polymerase II-specific. The record is from RefSeq and is a predicted model, not a curated record.